Nerophis lumbriciformis (worm pipefish) is the source of this 468-nucleotide messenger RNA. The record is from RefSeq and is a predicted model, not a curated record. NCBI's taxonomy places the organism in Eukaryota, Metazoa, Chordata, Actinopteri, Syngnathiformes, Syngnathidae.
AUGCCCAGAAUUUGCAAGAUCACCGGCAAGAAGCCGCUCGCCGGCCACAACAUCUCCCACGCCCAUAAUGUGACGCCGCGGAUGCAGCGGCCGAACAUCCAGAGCAAGCGUAUCUUCAUCCCCGAGCUGGGACGCUGGGUGCGACUGAAGGUUUCGACCCGGGCGCUGCGGACGAUCAAUAAGAAAGGAAACCGAGAUGGCCAACGGAUGGUGGAGCAGUACCGCGAGCGCCGCACCGAGUUGAAGGCGAUCAUCAAAGAUCCCAACACCCCGGAAGACGAGCGCGAUCUCGCGUUCCUCAACCUGCAGAAGCUGCCGCGCAAUUCCAGCCCGGUGCGGGUGCGCAACCGUUGCGUGCUGACCGGCCGGCCGCGGGGCUACUACCGCAAGUUCGGUCUGUCGCGGAUCGCGCUUCGUGACCUCGCCCUUCGUGGUGAGCUGCCGGGCGUGAUCAAGGCCAGCUGGUAG